This is a messenger RNA of Schistosoma turkestanicum, 1859 nucleotides long. The record is from the annotation of a GenBank genome assembly. Lineage: Eukaryota; Metazoa; Platyhelminthes; Trematoda; Strigeidida; Schistosomatidae.
CUCAGAAAUCAAAUCACAUACCAGUGGUGUCAUGUAAUAAUAUGAACAAAUUAUCCUCUCAGAGUAAUACAGACAAUAAUUCGAUUGUUUCUAUCUCGAAAGCCUGUUUGGGUGAUAAAUUAGUUUCGAAGGUUGGAUUCGCAAACCUACCCAACCAAAUACACCGGAAAGCUGUUCGGAGAGGUUUUGUUUUUAAUCUUAUGAUUACCGGAAACUCUGGGUUGGGAAAGUCUACCUUUAUUAACUCCUUGUUUCGUACGGAUUUGUACAAUGCUGAGUAUCCUGGUCCAUCAAAGCGAUCGUAUUGUUCUGGAACUUGUGUAGAUUCAAAAACAUUUGCAUUAAAUGAAGCCAAUGUUUCUCUUCUACUAACAAUAAUUGAUACUCCAGGAUUCGGCAGUGAAUUAGAUAAUUCUGCAAGCUGGAAACCUCUGGUAAAACAUAUCGAUUCUCGUUUCGAAUCCUAUCUUCGAGCUGAACUAAAUGUCUCUCGUGAAACAGUUGGUUCUGGAGCAACGUAUCAACCAAGCUUACCGAAUGACAAACGAGUCCACUUGUGUUUGUAUUUUAUUUCUCCUAAUGGGCAUGGUUUGCAUCAACUAGAUUUAGAAACACUUAAACAGCUGCAUAACAGAGUCAAUGUAGUCGUUAUUAUUGGUAAAGCAGACAGUCUUACACCAGAUGAAUGUAUGCAAUUUAAACAAACAAUACUUCAAGAGCUACAAAAUCAUAAUAUUAAAUUAUACGAUUUCCCUGAAUUGGUUGCUAAAUUAGGUGGUGCUGAUGAAUCAUGUUCAAUCAAUGAAAUUCGUCAGGCUCGAGGACGUCAACCAUUUGCUGUGGUCACUAGUAAUAGUCUUGUUACACUACCAGACGGUAGGAAGGUGUAUGGGCGAUCUUAUCCAUGGGGUAUUGUUGAAUGUGAAAAUCUUGCACAUAAUGAUUUUAAUGCAUUAAGACAUUUAUUAAUGAAUGUUCAUUUGCAGGAUCUAAUUGAUGUGACACAUCAUGUACACUAUACCAAUUAUUUUUCAUCACGUUUAACAAGUAUUGCUGAAGCAAGUAAAUUUUUAGCCACUGAAGAUAGUCGUGAACCUUUAAGUCAAUUAGAAACGGAACGUUUAGCUCACCAACGUAAAUUGGCUAAAUUAGAAUCUGAAAUGGAGAAUGUUUUUGAACAAAAAGUUCAUGAACGUACAAAUAAAUUAAUUGAAACAGAACGUGAUCUUGUGGAACGUGCUGAACAAUCAGAGAAACAUUUAUUAUUACAGUUAACCGAGUUCGAAAAACGUAGACAAGAAUUCGAAGAUGAACGUGCUAUGUGGGAAGCAGAAAAUCGUGAAUCUUUGGAAGCUCUGCAGAUUACAACAGAUCGAGGUGAUUUUCUCAAGGAUAAAUUUCGAAUUAAACGUAAAGGAUUGUUUUGAUUUUCAAAACAGUUGUACUUUUUUUUGAAGGGUUUCGAUUUAGGAAAAUGUUUGUUUAAUUUAUCAUUUCACACAUAUAAUCGAGUAUUUUUAACAGUGAUAAAUAAAUAUCCAUAGAUCUACAGAAUAUGUAGUUGAAGUUUGUAAAUUACUUAUAAAACUCAUGCUUUUCGUAUUCACAUUAUGUAAUUUCAAGAUUCCACUGGUUACUUUCUUUUGUGCGCCUUCUUUUAUUGUCUUCCUUUAUCCCAACAGACAUAAUACAUUGAAUAAUGAAACUUUUGUUUUAUUUUACAAUAACACUGUUGGUUAUAUAUGUUAAUAUCAUCUUUCCACUUUAUCAUCAUUAUUCAAUUUUGAUUUCAGUAAAACAAAAGUAAUUUUUAUAGUUGUUAUUUACUCUAAUUUUCUGUGUUACAGGUAAUUGGAAAC